Molecule: messenger RNA, 1394 nt
Organism: Patiria miniata (bat star)
Lineage: Eukaryota; Metazoa; Echinodermata; Asteroidea; Valvatida; Asterinidae
Exons: 11
Coding region: 1-1389 (462 amino acids)
Source: RefSeq, a predicted model, not a curated record
AUGGGUGGUUUGCUUCAGGCCCUGCUAGUUGUGGUCUCUCUUCAAGGAUGCCACUGUGGGGAGGCCCACUCGUCCCAUGUCAGAGAUUUAACUUUAUCUGUGAAGGCGACUGAAAACGGGUCUCAGGACACUGUUGAUGUUUCACCUAGUCAGCAUGAUGAACAACCCGCCAUUAAGUCGCUGCAGUGCUCAUACUCUGCAUCCCCUCCUGUUAUUCUCGAGACCUGGCCCGAUCCAGCAGUCACCAGAAUUCCACACACCGCCGACUGGACUUUCCAUUUCAAAUUCAACCAAAACGUGAAUAGGGCGACCAGACCUGCUUUUGUCAAGGUUUACUACAGGGUCGGCGCAUGGGUAUUUUCAAUCGACGCCUCCGCUGGUGACAACGUUCAUUUCCCUGCCCCAGACACAUUGCAAGUUGUUGUACCCGCGAACUUGAAAGCGCUGCUAGCUGGAGGGCAAGUGUUUCAUGUGCUGUUGGAUGAGGGCGUAGUGACCGGUCCUGGGCCAUGCUAUGUUCCAUCAGCUGCCGUUACGGACCCCAAUUUCUACAAAGUAUUGUACAGUGGCUUGCCAGAUCGAUACUACGAUACUCCGUACAACACAACUUCAGCGCCACCAUCAAGUUGCUCUGACACAGAACGUCCCACUGUCAUUCAGUCUUGGCCAGCUGAUGGAUUUUACUCUUCACUCAGCAUAGCUAAACUAACCCUCAAGUAUGAUCGAGAGGUCACGGUGGCUCAGAGCCUAACAGGUGUUUACAUAUACAGACGACAUGCUUGGCAGUCUGCCCAGAACUGCAAAAUCGUCCAGACGGCUGUAGACACAAUAGAAACAGACUGUUAUUCGCCGAUGAAUUUGGAUCUAUAUGAUUUGGAUGGUAAUGGAGUGUUUACCAUUAUAAUGGCUGAGGAUGUAGUGACUGGUCCUGCCCCUUGUAAUGCUCCUUCUGGUUGGCUUGCUAUCACACUGUACACCGGCUCACCACCAGCUACUGAUGGGGCCCCAACAUACGCAUACACCACCGAGCAGUUUGGAGACUGGACGACACGCGACAACCCAGGCUUCCAGCCAACAACCGAAUAUUGGCCAACAACCCAGGAAGUUACGGAAUCCCCGUUUACCGAGCCAGCAACAACUCCAUGGAUGGACUGUGCAAGUAUGGCAUAUCCUGCUGUCGUUGAGGCCUGGGCUGACGCUACAGUCAGCCCUUAUUAUAGCUGGAUCUGGAAUUUCAGAUUUGAUCAACAUCUACUGAUGAGGUCCCAAUAUACACCACUCAUGUACUUGAGGAUUCAACCACAUCAUCGGAAUCUGACAACCCUACCAAACAGCCUACAGAAUUCACAACAUAGGAGAUCGGAUGGUCUACCCACCAACCCUGAAUGACUCAA